AUGUUCGCGAAAGAAGACAUGGCAGACUAUGAGUUCAAAAACGUAAUGGAAGGCUUCUUCUUCGAUCACAAGGUCGUGACGCGCAAUCCGGGCGCGCCGCAGCUACCAUACGGCGGCAUGCCUCUUCUCAGCUUGGCCGGAUUCACAGAUUGGAUUGGAUUCAGUUGCGCGGCGCAUCCCGACGGCAUCUUUGUGGUUCCUGGGUUGAACAACGCGUUGCGUGUGUACAACGUCUGGCCGGAGCGUGGGCCCUUGCCGCGAUGGAUCUUUCCUCCGAGUCGGCCAGUGGAGGUACAGCAGCGCAUGGAUCAGGCGACACAGCGUUGCAAUAUGAACGCGCAGCAGAAGCUCAGAGCGACGCAGGUAGAGGCUGAGAUCAAGGCGCAGGGCCGACAGCAUGCCAUUGAUCUGAAUAAGAAUGCCGCUGCUGUUACAAGUAACGCGCCCACCGCGACACCAGCACCGAUACCAGCCUUGGCGCCAGUCGAUAAGCCGCCGCUGCUAUUUGCACCUGUUGCGGUAGCAUCGGUGGGCCCUGUGGGUGUGGGUGUCGACGGGAUCGAUGGUACUGUACUAGCAGGGCUUGAGAUCGGGGUCGUGGAUGGUGCCGGCGUUGAUGUUGGUGAAGACGAUGACUCGCUGUUCAACGCUACGGUCGAAGACAAAGCGAAUAUCGAUGCAGCUUGA
Messenger RNA from Alternaria metachromatica, 687 nucleotides. RefSeq lists its product as uncharacterized. Lineage: Eukaryota; Fungi; Ascomycota; Dothideomycetes; Pleosporales; Pleosporaceae. The record is from RefSeq and is a predicted model, not a curated record. Bases 1 to 687 code for a protein of 228 amino acids. The transcript has 2 exons.